AUGGAUACUCUUAUUAAUAAACUCUCUGUUGAGUUCCACGAGCUUGAGCUCAACUUUGAUAAGCUCAUGGACUCGAUGAAUUCACAAUCAUCAGACACAGGCGUUAGUUCUACUGUUGUUGCCGCGCUGGAAGUGAAAAUAGACAAAGUCAAGACUAAUUUCUUCGAUGCUCAAAAGGACUUCCAAGAUUUCAAGAAUCAACUGUAUUUGCUUGACGCAAAGUUGGAUAAUCAAAACGAGAAUAUUAAAAACAUGUCGAGGCACACUCAUUCUUUACCACAAGAGCUCGUUGCCCUGGAGAACAAAAUGAAGGAGUUACAAGACGAACUUGAUAGAGCUAAAAAAGAAGGCAUAAGCAUUAAUAAUGUUCAAACAACACCAGCGCCAACUUCAAAUACACGAUAUCCAGCUGCCGAUAACUGGGGAUCGUGGCAAUCCUGUUCUGUAACAUGUGGAAGAGGGACAAAACGAAGAUACAAUAAUAAUUUAAGCUCCAGUAACAGGGUUCAGAACGUUCCCUGUGAGGAAAAACCUUGUGUUAGCUGGUCGAGUUGGUCUUCUUGUUCAAAAACAUGCGGAACAGGAGAACGACGAAGAGAAAACCUUACGAGUAUGGACAUGUUCAAUAGCGAAUCACAGAAGGAAGCCUGUAAUACACAGCCCUGUCCAGCGGAGAUUCCAUGGUCACAGUGGUCUGUUUGUACAAAAACCUGUGGUGGAGGAAGACGCACCAGGCAUAGUGGGUCAGAAGUGGAGAAUGACCGAUGUAAUACAGUGAACUGUCCGGGGUGGACUGAAUGGUCUGAGUGCUCCGCAACAUGCGAUGGUGGCACUAAAACUCGAAAUUACAUACAAUAUAAUAGCUUUAAUCAGCCGAGAUCUGUCGAUGAAGAAGAACGUGUUUGCAAUAGAGUUACUUGUCCAUGGACAGAAUGGUCAGACUGCAGCGUUACGUGCGGUGAAGGAUUUAAGUCGAGAAGAAGAGGAGACCGAGAAUAUAAAAGAAGAUGCAUAAUGUCGGCAUGUACCGAGACAACGCCGUUCUUUAAUACAACACCACCACCGAAUGGUGACGGGAUGAUGGGAGAAAUCGUAAUUAUCGGUGGAAGAAGAGGCAGAAGUGAUAAAAUUGGCCCGAAAACAGUUAAGAGUAUACAACUUUCUGAUGGAUCAGAGGAAAUUUGGAGCACCGACUUUGAGUUGGGGUGGCAUCGAUCAUGUUCAGUUAGCUUCGGCGGUAGAAUUUAUGUCAUCGGCGGAAGCUUUACUGGUCAGAACAUUUACGAAGUCUCUCACUCGAACACACGGAAGCUCAAUACAGAACUGACCUCGAAGUUUUACUAUCAUUCUUGUGCAAUAAUGAACAAUAGAGUCUGGAUUGUUGCCGGUUCAGGAGGUCAAGGAAAGAAUGCGGUUUCAUUUGAUAUCGGUUUCCGCCAAGAGAGAUUCGAACCGAUUCUACGCGACUCACAUUACGGUGGUGCAUUAGUGGCGUUGCAUGAUGAAUACUUGCUAAUCUCUGGUGGUAACUCUCCUCGAGCGAACUCAAUGGAAGCUUUAAUUGAUGGCCGUACUUCGUGGUCAUUUUCAUCUUCACUGCCAGAGAGAAUUUCUGGACAUCAAAUGAUAGCCGAUCCUGAGAGCAAUAAGAUGUUUGCCCUCGGUGGUUAUGAUGGACACAAAGAAAGAAACGAAAUUUACAUGAUCGACAUGAGCUGUGUAGUCGCCAAGCAAUGCCGCCUCAACUCUCCAGCGUGGAGCAAGGCCGGAACGUUGCACAGUCCGCGAGACAGCCAUGUUUCCGUUCUCUACCGCAAUAAAAUCUAUUCCUUUGGAGGCUUCACGAGAACAUCAUUGCCAGACGAGUUCUUUUCGUUGGAGAGUAUGAACUCAGAAAUCAUGAGCACCUCGCAUUCCCUCAAUUCGCAUACCGCGGUUUUACUGUAA
Messenger RNA from Oikopleura dioica, 1947 nucleotides. NCBI's taxonomy places the organism in Eukaryota, Metazoa, Chordata, Appendicularia, Copelata, Oikopleuridae. The record is from the annotation of a GenBank genome assembly.